Messenger RNA from Cylindrotheca closterium, 1497 nucleotides. The record is from the annotation of a GenBank genome assembly. NCBI's taxonomy places the organism in Eukaryota, Bacillariophyta, Bacillariophyceae, Bacillariales, Bacillariaceae.
AUGAAGUGGCGAAAGAAUCAAUUGACACAACAACAAAAAGAAGAGCAACAACAGCAAAAUAUCACUAUGACCAAAGAGGAGAGUUCCUUCGAUGACACAGCGACGUCGUCUGACAACAACCUUUCUUCCGAAGAAACAACAACAAGGCCAAACAUUGUGAUAACCGGGGCAGGGAUUGUGGGUUUGGUGCUGGCCUUGGCGAUAAAGAAAAACGUGGGUGUCACCCCUGAAAUCUAUGAGCAAUCGGGUGCCUUUGACGAUGGAGUUGGCAACGGAAUUGGCAUGUAUCCCAAUGGACUUCGUGUCAUUCGGUCCAUCUCCCCAGAUCUGCUAAAGAAAAUACAACAAGCGGGAUACCCAUACUUGAUCCGAAGAUGGGAGAAACACGAUGGAACAGAAAUCGCAACGGCAUCGGAAUCAGCUCUGACAGAUGACGAAGAGUUGCAGCCGCUUGGGAUUCGAAGAUGGAAACUACAAAAGAUUCUUUUUGACGAAGCAGUAAAGCAAGGAAUCCCCAUUUAUUUCCGAAAAAAGGUGGUCGGCAUUGAAACAACAACCGGCAAUCAGAAUACAAUUUCCUUUGACGACAAUAGCAAAUGUCAAGCGUCGUUGGUCUUGGCAGCAGAUGGUGCCAACUCACCCAUUCGUAAUCAAAUGCUCGACAAACUACGAAAAGAGCAAGAUCCCAACGACCCCGAUGCCGAACCCAUUUCGGAAUUGGUUUAUACCGGCACCACUUGCCUGUAUGGGACUGCCAAGAUUCCUCGCGCCGAGCGAGGGAUUUGCUUUCCCAGCUCGCUCACGACCAAGUGUCACGGUUGCUUUUAUCCCACCGGGCCCGACGAGCAAUGUUUUCAGUUUCACAUACCCACGGACCCUCAAAAAUACAGCAUGGCUGCUGGUUGGAGGGCCUUGCAACACGGAUUGGACAAGGCCGAGUGUCAUGAAUUGGCACAAGAUUUGGAACUGGAUGGAUGGGAUCACAAGUAUUUGGAACCCUUGUUCCAAGUCGAACAGGCCAUCAAGGUGCCCUUUUUCGUAUUGAAUCCUCCUUUGAAAAGCUUUAGCUAUGGCCGCAUUGCCUUGGUGGGCGAUUCGGCGCAUCCACCCGUGCCUUAUUUGGGACAAGGUGCCCAGCAAGGCUUAGAGGACGCCGGAACUCUUAGUUUGAUUUUGAAGGACAUGUGCAUGGAUAGAUAUGGAGUUUUGAAUAUGAUCCAUGUGGACGAAGCAUUGAAAACCUACAGUAGCAUUCGGGUGCCACGGACAACGGAAAUCUUGAAUAAUUCUCAUCGUUGGGGAGGAGUCCAACAACUCCGGGCCGAUAGCGAGCGACUGGGAAAAGCAAAGGAAGAAAACAUUCGACGGGAUGUCUUUUUCCAUGAAUCCAUCCAACAAAUCUUGCCCGGAGUAUCCUACAAUUACGAAGAGGACGUGGCCAAUAUUCUCAAGAAGAAGCCAUUACUCUCUGUGCCGGAAGCGACCGUGUGGUGUUAG